Messenger RNA from Eurytemora carolleeae, 2040 nucleotides. RefSeq lists its product as uncharacterized. The transcript is spliced from 5 exons. Bases 79 to 2007 code for a protein of 642 amino acids. NCBI's taxonomy places the organism in Eukaryota, Metazoa, Arthropoda, Copepoda, Calanoida, Temoridae. The record is from RefSeq and is a predicted model, not a curated record.
UCAAUUUUAACAUUGGAUAUGUCUCUGGCCACUCUUUCAGAGCUGGAAUUCCUUCCGUACUAGGAUCUCUCGGUUUUGAUGACCACGACAUCAAACAAGUCGGCAGAUGGUCCAGCAGGGCUUUUCAAACCUACCUCAAACUACCCAGGACUAAACGCCUGGCUAUGGCUACAGCCAUUGGCGGUCUACACCUUUAACACACUAGACCCAGCUGGUCACCUUUCGGAUAACGAUGAUUCAGCUUCGCUCACAGAUGUCGACCAAGACACCAACUCUUUAAUGGAUAAUCUCUUUAAUGAACUAGGCCAUGCUGCCGUACCUGCACGUCUGCUUACAGACCAACAAUUGCAACCCACUGACUGCGUUCAGUCUACCAGCUACACCCAAGACGCUUAUUCUAAUGCUGCCAACCUUGCCUCUGACAGUUCGUCAGGUUUAGCUGGCACAUCUUCUAACACUGUCACUUUGGACCCUAAUGUUCAGCAUUUCCUCGAUAUUUUCCGUACCUCACCUGGUUUGCCAGUAUCCAACAUUUCCACUAUUCCAGCUGUUUCCAGACCCAACCCAACUACCGUCUCCAGGCCAACUGUUAACUUACCUUCUCAGCCCAACUCUAGUCAGUCUAAUCCUUCUCAACUGGCACUUAUACAGGCACUGUCCAAAGUUACGGCGAAGAAACCUUCAAAAUCUAAGAAAUCUAAGAAAAAGAAGAAAAAGAGUUCACACUCUGCCUCUUCCUCUUCUUCAGAGUCGGCUAAUUCUAGCUCAGACAGCUCCAGCUCUGAAGAUGACGGUUCCAACUGGAGCCUCCUAAGAACUGUCUGGCCAGUAGAGAAGAGGCCCCCUGGCCUUCAGAACAAAGAUGCUUUUAAUGCUAUAGAUCUGGUCAACCUACUGUCUAUUGCCAAACUAGAACGCGAAAACUUGAAAGCUCUGGAUGGCGAUUUAACUUCUAGUUUCAUCCCUGAUAGGAAACCCAAGUCUACAUCUUUUAAGUCAGCCAAAGAUAACGGCUUCCAGCACCUACAUGAAGCUCGUUUUCUUCGUUACCCCCUGGCUAAAAUUGAUAAAUGGUGGAAGCUAGUCCCUAAAGUUAGAUCUCAUCAAUAUAAGAACUUGCCUCUCAAAUUUAGUGGAUCUAAUAACAAGUUAACUCAAAAAACAAUCCAAGGUCUUCACGACAGAACAAAGUCCCUGCAGUUCAAGCAUUUUCACUCUGCCAACGUCAAUGUGUCCACCAAACCAGUUAAAAAGAUUGAAAAACGUGAAGAAGAGGGGAUAGUCUCUACCUUGGACUACGCUUGGGAGAACCCUACCUCUAUUUCUCAAGUUGCAGAUACCCUUCUCAACUACACCACGGCCCUGCUCCACAUCUGGCCUUAUGACCAAACUGGACUCAUUCUGAUGAGAGUCGUCAACAAGUUUAAUUAUGCCUCUGCCGCUCCCAGCCUUUCAGACAGAGUUGCGAUCAUCACUGCAUUCUUCAAUCUGGUUCUCAGAGAAAAUGCCACCAGAGCUGUCAGAAGAGAUCUCAUCAUGGACUAUGAUGAACAAGUCGAAGCUUUCAAGAACAUCCUUACUUCAUCUGGAUUCAGCAGUUCAACUCCCUCUUCUUUCAGGAUUCCUAAGGUUGGUUCAGAUGGUUUUAAACCCAGACCAACAAUCAACAACCUCUCCAGGUCCAACUCUAGCACUGGGACCCUCAAACCUAAGAUUAACGUUGUACUCCACAACAAUGUUCCCAUUUGCUUUAAUUACAACUCUGGGUCAUGCAGGAAUCCACAGUCUACUCCAGGCUGUCGUGAUCCUAAGUCUGGUAAAGACUACGCACAUGUGUGCAACAGAUGGGUUCAGGCCAAAAAUUGCCUUUUAAAUUACCCCUAUAAAUUUACUACAGGCAAACACCCUUCCGGUGACCCCGUUUCUGUUUGUUACAGUACACGGUCUCAUCCUUCCUACUUCCUCUAUGGUCCUCACUUCCUCUCCUCUUCUCUACGGAAGUGCUGACAACUCAGGUAGCAUAUGUUCAUAAACUUUUAG